UUCUCGCGUAUACUGGUCUUAUUGGUUCGAUUCCCCUUUUUCCCGUCCUCCGCUUUGACGCGCCCCUCCCCCUCCGCGCGGCCAGCAGUCAGGUCCCGUCCCGUUCACUUUUGGGGGGGAGGGAGGCGGGGGGGAAACACCGGACUGUAGCGCGCGCGCCUAGCCGGUGGACAUUCCGCCUUCUCUCGGUGAAAAAAAAUUCCCAACAAUGACGGCGCGCGACGCACAACUCUCCCGGACGCACCAGAUUCUCCACCGAACCGGAGUCGCUGCUGUCCGCCGUGGAAUGCGCGUGUCUCCCCCGACAGAGGUGUAGUGUGCCCCAUCCGUCCGUCAACCGUCAAGACAGUUUCGGAGUUCGGCGCAGCGCGGGACGCGACGCCACAAACGAUGCCGUUCUGCAAACGGACGAUACUUCCGAAAGAUGUGUGCCGCCGACGACGAGGGGGGGAGGACAGCGACGCGAACGCACCGAUCGCGGGCUUCGUGGACCUGGUGGACGUGUGCGGCUUCACGCUGUGCGCGGUUCUCCGCCAGCUCUCGGACCUGUCCCGCCACUCGGUCCGCAUCCUCGAGGAGCUGGAGGGCGAUCUGGUGGCCGUGUGUCGCCGCUCUGGUGCGCUCGAGGGGAAGCUGGUCGGCCUGCAACGGCACGUCGCUGCGCUGGUCAGCAAACCGCCUCCGAAAAUCAGUGGUCUUGAGGCGGAGGGCAGCAGCAGCGGCGGCGCUAGCAGGCGAGCGGGCACCAGCAGCAACAGCUGCCACGGCAACAGCGGCGGCGGCGGAGGAGCGGCGUCCUCCAGCAGCAGCCACGGCAGCGCUGGGCCGGCCCACUCUGGGUCUCCAUGGCAACAGAGUGUGAACGUGUUCGGCUCGUGGAGCCGGCCGGACUGCGUGGAGGAGCUCCACCAGCAAGCCCAGCAGAACCUCCAGAGCCUGCUGCAAGAGUCCGCCCCCAAGGCGUUCGGCAUCCCCCUCUCCCAGGUGAUCGCCAACGACCGCGCCCACAAGCAGCGGCAGGACGCGCUGAAGGAGAGCCGGCGGGACUGCCUGGACCUGGAGGCGUCCGUCCUGCGCUUCAGGGCCGAGAAGAGACAGCUCUGCAACGGGGGCGGCCCCGGGGCCCUCUGCUCCACGCCGGAGGCCGCCGGAGGAGGGGACCUCACCUGCAAGCCGCUGUCGCCCCGGUCCCGGGACGCCACCGGGCGCGUGCAGAGGAGGGGCGGUCUCUCGGUGGACUCCAUCUCUGACCUUGUAGAGAGCCAGUCCCGCCUGCUGGAGGCGCUGCAGCUCUCCCACCCGGCGGAGCUGGGCCUGAAGAAGUCCCAGGGGGGCGGGGGGUCGUCAGACGGCGGGACCCAGACCAAGCUCAGCCUGAACCCCAUCUACAGACAGGUGCCCCGCGUGCUGGAGCGCUGCUGCUGCCACAUCGAGAACCACGGUCUUCAGACUGUGGGGAUCUUCAGAGUCGGUAGCUCUAAAAAGAGAGUACGACAGCUGCGGGAGUCUUUCGACGUGGGGACCGACGUGCACCUGGACGAGGAGCACAGUGUUCACGACGUGGCGGCGCUCCUCAAGGAGUUCAUCAGGGACAUGCCGGACCCCCUGCUGCCCCGGGAGCUGUACCCCGCCUUCCUCCACGCCAACCUCUUGAGGGGUACGGACCAGCUCCAGUACCUGCAGCACCUGCUCUUCCUCCUCCCUGCGUGUAACUGUGACACGCUGCUGCGCCUCCUCACGCUCCUCCACAUCGUCCAGAGCUACGCCCAGGACACCACCGGACCCCAGGACCAGGAGAUCCCAGGUAACAAAAUGACGGCUCCUAACCUGGCGGUGAUCUUCGGGCCCAACCUGCUGCAGGGGGAGUGGGGGGCUGGGGCCGGGGGCGGGGGCGGAGCCGACCUGGGCAUCGAGGACAGCACCGCCAUCAUCAACGUCACACUGGUCCUCAUACAGACCUACAGGAGGCUCUUCACUGUCUCUGCUGAACUGCAGCAAGAGGUAUUGAUGAGUCUGAUCCAGACUGAUCCAGAUGUUAUUGAUUACCUUCUUCGCAGGAAACACAGCGGGUGUCAGGUGACCCCGGAGGGCGGCGGCGGCAGCGGGCGCAGCAGCGUGAGCAGCGUGCAGAGCGGCGGGCGGAGGGACACAGGGGCGUCGCUGGACUCGGUCGGGGUGUACAGCGGGAGCCUGUCCCCCCUGGAGCCCCCCUCCCCCCUCUUCCCCCCCGACGGCCAGGGGGGCGAGAUCAGCCUCAGCAGCGAGGUCUUCCUCAACGUCAUCAAACUGCACCAGAACAGGAAGAAGCAGGAGAACCGCAACGGAGGCUCGGAGGGGCCGUCCAGUAAAUCCAUCCGUCACAUCAGGCAGUUCCACUCCCACCACAACCUCCUCAGCCUGGUCAGCUCCUCCACCUCCAGCUCCACCUCCACCUCCUCCCUGUGCGCCUCCUCCCCCCGACUCCAGGGCCAGGAGUCGUUGGACAGGGAGGCCCAGGAGAGGAGGUGCACCAUGGGCUUCAGCCUGGGUGGAGGAGGAGGUGGAGGGGUUGGAGGAGGAGGAGGAGGAGUAGGAGGAGGAGGAGGUGAGGCCGGGGGAGGGAGCGUGUGGGUGAGUCGGAACCCUCCCGCAGGGGAGGAGAAGACCUCCCCCGUCAGCAACUUCUGGGACUUCUUCACGGGGAAGGGAUCGAGCUCUGAGACGGUGGUUUGAAGAGGAGGAGGAGGAGGAAGAAGAGGAAGAGGAGGAGGAGGCUGGGAUCGGAUGAGGAUGAAGAGAAAGGAGGGGGGAGGAGAGAACGGAUCAGGGUCACACCAUGUGAUGAAGAAUAGGAGGAAGGGCAAAGAUGGAAAGGGGAGAAGGAUGAAGAUGAACACGAUGUUGGAAAUAUGAAGAUGAGGAGUGACCGUGAAGAAGAUGAAGUGAGAUGAGUGAAACGAUUUCUCGGAGUGAACAGCUGUCGUUUUUUUCCCCGUCGUUUUCUGCAUGGCGAGGACGUGCGUGUUGGAAAGCAGGAUAUGAUGUCAUGACAUUUUAUCCACUUCCUGGUCACAAGAUUAUUUUUUAGAG
This is a messenger RNA of Gadus chalcogrammus (walleye pollock), 3069 nucleotides long. Its product is annotated as rho GTPase-activating protein 6-like. Gene Ontology annotation, biological process: signal transduction. The coding region runs from base 391 to 2712 and encodes 773 amino acids. The transcript is spliced from 11 exons. Lineage: Eukaryota; Metazoa; Chordata; Actinopteri; Gadiformes; Gadidae. The record is from RefSeq and is a predicted model, not a curated record.